AUGAGCCAAGCGGAGAGAGCCUGCGCCUCCACCCCGUCAUGCCACCCCGUCGACGGCGGCAGCGCGCGGCGAAUGUACGUGACGCUGCGCGUUGCCGCCGCGCUGCUGUGGGUGCCGCACUCACUGGCCUCGCUGUACGUCGCCGCCACCGCCGCCACCACCUCCGUGUUCCUGUACGUGCUGGCCUUCAGCCUUGUCGCGAUUGCGCUCACGUACUACCUGGCGGCGUACAAGCAGUGCGGCGACUAUCUGAUGAUCAGCGCCUGGGUCUUCGGCAUCGUUAGCGACAGUGCGUGGACAGUGAUAGCGCCCAACACAAAACCCAUCUUUCAAAACGUGCUAUCUUUUUCUUCUUAUUCUUCUGCGGCUGCUGAUGCGGCUGCGGCUUCUGCCUCUGCGGCCGCGUCAUCUACGCACGACUACGAAAUUCCACGAUUUCUCUGGAUUGCCGUGGCGAUACUGCAGGGCGUUGUUGGCGGCAUGCUGUGCAAGCUGAAGGACAUAGAUGAGGACCGCUACUACCCUGCACACUCCAUUGGCGAGAGGCUCUACGUCGUGGUGCCCUUCUGCACCGGACAGUGGCUCUCCUUUAUUCUGCAGAACGGUUGGCGUGGCAUUGUGGUGGAGAACCUCACCAUUGUGCUCUCCCUCGGGAUGGUCGGCUACUGUGUGAUUAGCUACAAGCUGCUGCGCGAGCACACCUCGCUGGCGCGGGGUGACCUUAUUGGCUUCAUUGCGGAGCUCCUGACCACGUCAUUCGGCGUCGUCUUCACGGCUCUGGUGCUCGGAAGUGUCUUUGUGACUACCCUCGCAAUUCCCUUCCUGAAGUCUCUCUUCUCGCUGAAUGCCCUCGUGAGCUCCGUCGGCAUCGUGCUGGAGCUCAUCGUCUACGAGUUGAACUGA
Molecule: messenger RNA, 903 nt
Organism: Trypanosoma grayi
Lineage: Eukaryota; Euglenozoa; Kinetoplastea; Trypanosomatida; Trypanosomatidae
Exons: 1
Coding region: 1-903 (300 amino acids)
Source: RefSeq, a predicted model, not a curated record